Racocetra fulgida is the source of this 121-nucleotide messenger RNA. The record is from the annotation of a GenBank genome assembly. Lineage: Eukaryota; Fungi; Glomeromycota; Glomeromycetes; Diversisporales; Gigasporaceae.
AUGACCGCUUUAUGGAAUUGGACUGCUGAACGACAAGGAAAACGUAUGAAAGAUGUUUACUUUAGAUCUUUAUUAAAAAUGCAAAUCGAUUAUUUCGAAGCACCCGAUAUUACUUCUGGAG